AUGAGCGCAACCGUCGUGCUUGGCGCGCAAUGGGGCGAUGAAGGAAAGGGCAAGCUCGUCGAUAUCCUUUCCGCCGAUUUCGACAUCUGCGCGCGAUGCGCUGGGGGGAACAAUGCCGGGCACACGAUUGUAGUGCCCAUCGGCCCAGAGAAGGUCAACAAGACGUUUGCGUUCCAUCUCCUUCCAAGCGGCUUGGUGAACCCCACAUGCACGGGAAUUAUUGGCAAUGGUGUCGUUGUGCACGUCCCCUCGUUCUUUGCGGAGUUGGAUGCAUUGCAGCAGCAAGGCCUUGACUGUACCGGACGCCUGUUCAUCUCCGACCGCGCCCACCUGGUCUUCGACUUCCACCAGAUCGUUGAUGGGUUGAAGGAGGUCGAGCUCGGCGGGUCGAGCAUCGGUACGACCAAGAAGGGCAUCGGUCCGGCAUAUUCGUCGAAGGCGUCGCGCUCCGGCCUCCGCGUCCACCACCUGUUUGACCAUGACACCUUCGCGCAGAAAUUCCGUAAGCUUGUGGAGAACCGCUUCAAACGGUACGGCCACUUCGAGUACGAUACCGAAGGAGAGAUUAUACGGUACAAACAACUGGCAGAGCGAUUGCGGCCCUACGUCAUUGACAGCGUCGUAUACAUCCACAAGGCGCUGGCGGAGAACAAGAAGGUGCUCGUCGAAGGUGCCAAUGCGCUUAUGCUAGACAUCGACUUCGGAACGUACCCCUUCGUCACGUCGUCUUCGACAACCAUUGGCGGUGUAUGUACCGGAUUGGGCAUCCCCCCGAAGAAGAUUGGCAAGACCAUAGGCGUGAUAAAGGCGUACACCACGCGUGUUGGUGGCGGCCCUUUUCCCACCGAGCAGCUGAACGACAUUGGCACGCACUUGCAGGAGGUCGGCCGGGAGUACGGGACGACCACCGGUCGGCGGCGACGCUGCGGGUGGCUUGAUCUGGUGGUGAUGAAACACUCCUGCCUGAUCAACGGCUACGACUCCUUGAACCUGACCAAGCUCGAUGUGCUCGACGAUCUCGAGGAGAUCAAAGUGGCUGUCAAGUACGUCAUCAACGACAAGGAGCUCGCAGGCUUUCCCGCCGACCUCGAGGAGCUCGCCAAGGUUGAGGUGGUGUAUGUCACUUUGCCUGGGUGGAAGCAGUCAAUCGCAGAGGCAAGGACGAUAGAAGACCUCGCUGAGAACUGCCAGAAGUACAUCGGGUUCAUCGAACAGUUCCUGGGUGUACCCAUAGAAUGGAUUGGUGUUGGUCCGGGGCGAGCGAGCAUGGUGAAGAAAGAAGGGUUUCUGGUACAAUAA
This is a messenger RNA of Dichomitus squalens LYAD-421 SS1, 1299 nucleotides long. Its product is annotated as Adenylosuccinate synthetase. Gene Ontology annotation, cellular component: cytoplasm. Bases 1 to 1299 code for a protein of 432 amino acids. Lineage: Eukaryota; Fungi; Basidiomycota; Agaricomycetes; Polyporales; Polyporaceae. Gene Ontology annotation, biological process: 'de novo' AMP biosynthetic process; IMP metabolic process. Gene Ontology annotation, molecular function: adenylosuccinate synthase activity; GTP binding. The record is from RefSeq and is a predicted model, not a curated record. The transcript has 7 exons.